AUGUGGCUGGCUAUUCGCGGGACGACGGGCACCUGGCUGAUGUCGAAGCUGAUGGUAGCUCAGUUGUCUGUCCUGAGGUUGAGGGGACUGGAAGGGGAAGAUGUCGGGAAGGGGCCUAUUAGACUUCAGCGCGUGGGUGGAGAAGGGGAGUGCCAUCCCGAUGGAUGUAAAGAGUGUAAGACACGCACAUGUUAUUGUUAUUGUGGUCUCAAGAAAGGCUCUACUGCAUCCAGUUCCCAACGUUCCCUCAGUCAACAGCAUUCCCUUACUUACUCCAGUGCCGCCUCUGCCUCCGGUCCCGUCGCCUCCUCCCGUGAAGAGCAUCCCACCCUCAGUCCACAGCUUUCCACCGGCGCCACCGCUGCCACCCCCGUCCCUUACAUCAUCGCCCCCGUUGCGCUCAUCAUCGUCGUCGUCUGCGUCAUGAUCUACUUCCGCAUCCGGCCGUUCCACAGGGUGCGGUAUCUACUGCGCAGCUGA
Messenger RNA from Babesia bigemina, 480 nucleotides. RefSeq lists its product as hypothetical. The transcript has 3 exons. NCBI's taxonomy places the organism in Eukaryota, Apicomplexa, Aconoidasida, Piroplasmida, Babesiidae. Bases 1 to 480 code for a protein of 159 amino acids. The record is from RefSeq and is a predicted model, not a curated record.